This is a messenger RNA of Carassius carassius (crucian carp), 2282 nucleotides long. RefSeq names its product tripartite motif-containing protein 16-like. Gene Ontology annotation, molecular function: protein binding; zinc ion binding. The transcript has 6 exons. NCBI's taxonomy places the organism in Eukaryota, Metazoa, Chordata, Actinopteri, Cypriniformes, Cyprinidae. The record is from RefSeq and is a predicted model, not a curated record. The coding region runs from base 69 to 1739 and encodes 556 amino acids.
UCAGAGAAAGAGAAACUUAAACUAGGUUGAGCUGCUGUGUGUUUGCGACUCUAUAUUCAUGCCGUAAAAUGGCAGAAGCCAGAAUUUUUCAGGAUGAGUUCUUGUGUCCAGUGUGUCAGGAUCUCCUGAAGGAUCCAGUGACCAUCCAGUGUGGACACAGUUACUGUAGGAGCUGUAUUACAGGCUGCUGGGAUCAGGAGGAUCAGAAUCAGGAGGAUCAGAAGAGAGUCUACAGCUGUCCUCAGUGCAGACAGACCAUCAGUCCAAGGCCUGAUUUAGCUAGAAACACCAUGCUGGCUGAAGUGGUGGAAAAACUGAAGAAGAGGAAACGUCCUGCUGACUGUGACGCUGGAGCUGAAGAUGUGCAUUGUGAUGUCUGUACUUUAAGAAAAUCCAAAGCCAUCAAGUCCUGUCUGAUGUGUCUGAACUCUUACUGUCAGAAUCAUCUUGAACAACACGAGAGUUGGUUUAAAGGAAAGAGACACAGUUUAACUAAUGCCACUGGACAACUGCAGGAGAUGAUCUGUCAGAAACAUGAGAAGCUCCUUGAGGUUUUCUGCCGCACUGAUCAGAAAUGUAUAUGUAUGCUGUGUACGAUAGAUGGACAUAAAAACCAUGACACUGUAUCCGCUGCAGCACAGAGGACAGAGAAUCAGCACCAGCUGAAUGAGACACACAAGACGUUCCAGCAGAGAAUCCAGCAGAGAGAGAAAGAUCUCCAGCAGCUGAGAGAGACUGUGGAGUCUCAGAAGCGCUCUGCACAGACAGCAGUGGAGGACAGUGAGAAGAUCUUUACUGAGCUCAUCCGCUCAUCCAUUGAGAAAAGCUGCUCUGAGCUGAUACGACUGAUCAGAGAUCAGGAAAAGACUACAGUGAGUCGAGCUGAAGAACGACUGGAGCGACUGGAUCAGGAGAUCAAUGAUCUGAGGAGGAGAGAUGCUGAGCUGGAGCAGCUUUCACACACACAGGAUCACAUCCAGUUCCUGCAGAGUUUCCAGUCUCUCUCAGCACCUCCUGAAUCUACAGAUGUAAAUGAUGAUCUCUUCAGUUCUCUCUUCUCUUCUGAUGAUCUGAGAGAAUCUGUGCAUCAGCUGAGAGACAAACUGGAGGAUUUCUGCAAAGAGCAACUCAAGAAGAUCUCAGACAGAGUCACAUUCACCAACAUUGUUCCCAGAACCAGGAACGACUUCCUACAAUAUUCCCAUCAGCUCUCUCUGGAUCUGAACACAGCACAUAAAUACCUCCGUCUGUCUGAGAACAACAGAGUGAUUACUGUCGCUGCCACAGUCCAGUCAUAUCCUGAUCAUCCAGACAGAUUUGAUGUGUAUCAUCAGGUGUUGUGUAGAGAGAGUGUGUGUGGACGCUGUUACUGGGAGAUUGAGUGGAGAGGAGACAGAGGUGUGCAUAUAUCAGUGUCAUAUCAGAGCAUCAGCAGGAAGGGACGGGGUGAUGAGUGUAGGUUCGGAUCUAAUGAUCAGUCCUGGAGUUUGUACUGCUCUCCCUCCAUUUACUCAUUCAAACACAAUAACAUAGAGUCUGUUCUCUCUGUAGAGUCCAUCAGCAGUAGAAUAGGAGUGUUUGUGGAUCACAGUGCAGGAACUCUGUCCUUCUACAGCGUCUCUGACACAAUGAGCCUCAUCCACACAGUCCAGACCACAUUCACUCAGCAGCUCUAUCCUGGGAUUCGUAUUCAUAGAAGUUCUUCAUUGAAACUCAUCAGUGUGGAUGAAUCAGAAUAGACAGUAGAGAGUUUCUAUCCAUAAUACUUUGAGCUGCAUGAUAAAUCAGUAACAGUAAGAUAUUAUGAAUAAAUGAAUAUAUUUAUUGUCAUUGUUAGAGAUUGACCGAUGUAUUGAUUUACCGAUAUUUUCCCCGAUAUUUAAGCAUUUUACCAUAAUUGUAAUAUCGGUUUUGUAAUAUCGGAUUCCACGAUAAACGCUGCCAACUUGUGGGUAUUUUGAGAAUUGCAUGCUGGAUUGCCAUUGCAGCGUGUAUGGGGGGGGAUGAGACAACAACAACAGCGUGCAGGUACUUGAUUUGCUGUUGUUAGUAAACUUAAUUUAAAAUAACAGCCAGUUAUGCACAAAUUUAAUUUGAAUUUAAUUUUUUUCUCUUUUGUAAAUUUGCUCCAUCAUUAGUCUGUUGAAGCCGCUUUCAUGUUGCUGUUCAGUCAGCGGGCUGAUGUGGUUGAUGCUUAGGAAAUGCUCCAUCAUGUAGCUUUUAACAAGAUUCACUUGUUUAAAACACCCUAAAUUGUAUUAACAUUUACUAUAUAACCAUUA